AUGGAAGUGAACCUCGGAGAGAAGGAGUUGCAGCGAGCGCAAUCCUAUCUGGAGGAGGAAAGGAAGACGAUGAUGCGAUUGAAGAGUGCGAUCGAGGACCUGAAAAAGGACCAAACGCGUCAUUCGGAGGUUCUUAGAGAGAACAGGAACCUGAAGGAGGAUGUGGAAGCGAACGCCAGGAGGAUCGAAUGGAUCGACGACGAACUUCGUGCGUCUAAACGGAUGCUCGGCGACAGAGACAGACUGAUUUCAGACAAAGAUCGUGCGACGACCAACCUGAAGAAGGAAAUCGCCGAUCUGAGAGACGAACUUCUUGCCGGAAAAGGACAAGGUGGCAACAGCCAUGAAGGAUCGCAGCGACGCGAGAUUUCGAGACGAACUUCGUGCCGAAAUGGAAAAGCUGGCAACAGCUUCCAAGGAACACAGCGACGACGACGCAAGACGUUCGGCGAUUCUCGAAAAGAUAAAAGAGGAUCAGCAACUGGCGACUCGCGAAGUGGAGACUUCCAAAGACAGUUAACGACGAUCGGUCGCGAAGAAGUUGGAAGAGAGCGAGAAGGAGGUCGACAGUCUGAAGGAAUGGUUGGAUGUAACGGAGAAGAAUCACGAAGCGAACCUUCGCGAACGGAGGUUGCCGUUCUUAAGGAAAAGCUGGCCGAGGCCGCCCGAAAGGAGUCUUUGCUGAGGAAGGAUGUCGAGAAAUUAACCGCCCUGAAGGAUGAGAACGAGAAGGAGAGUAGGAGGAUGGAAAAGCAGCAUUCCGACAAAGAUCGCACGGCGAUCGACUUGCGGAACGAGAUCGACACCAUGGAAGAGAAAAUGAAACAGAACGGAAGUAAGACGGACGAUCAAAAGACGGCCUACAAAGAAGAGAUUGAAAGAAACAUGAAAAGGAUGAAAGAGUUGGACGCUACGAUCGCGAAGAAGAUUCGAGAAGCGGUCGGUCUCGAAGACGAGAUCUCCGUCCUCAAAGAAGGGAAGGAAUUUGACCGACGGAAGAUAAAUGUGUUGGGGUGCACCUCGCUAACAAGAGACGCGAGGCGACCGUUCUCAAAGACGAGAUAG
Messenger RNA from Anneissia japonica, 1065 nucleotides. RefSeq lists its product as uncharacterized. The transcript is spliced from 2 exons. The record is from RefSeq and is a predicted model, not a curated record. The coding region runs from base 1 to 1065 and encodes 354 amino acids. NCBI's taxonomy places the organism in Eukaryota, Metazoa, Echinodermata, Crinoidea, Comatulida, Comatulidae.